AUGGUAUUGACAGAUAGAAAUUUUAAUACAUCUUUCUUUGAAUUAGCUGGAGGGGGUGAUCCUAUAUUAUAUCAACAUCUUUUUUGAUUUUUUGGUCAUCCUGAAGUUAAAAAUAUAGGCUUCGUAACGUUGCUAUAUGCUGGGACUACUUCGAUAUUAAGUUUUAAAUACUCCAUUUUUAAUAAUAUAGUAAUAAUUUUAAAACAAUGAAGUAAAUCAGCAGGUAACAUUAUCAUUAAUGGAACCUCAGAGACUUUUCGCAACGAAACUGUAAUAUACACAGAAAAUAUAAAAUCUAUAUCUACUCAUGUACCUACUCAUUUAAAACCUUUAAAUGAUGAUCAAUUUGGACAUUAUUUAGCUGGUUUAAUAGAUGGUGAUGGUCAUUUUAGUACCAAACAACAAUUAGAUAUUGUAUUUCAUUCAUUAGAUGUUUCUUUAGCUUAUUUUAUAAAAGGAAAAUUAGGAUAUGGUAAUAUUAGAAAAGUUAAAUCGAAAAAUGCUUAUAUUUUAGUUAUAGCAUCUAAAAAAGGUUUAGAACGAGUAAUUAAACUAAUUAAUGGAAAAAUUAGAACAAAAAAUAAAUUUAAUCAAAUACAAAAAAAUAUAUUAAAUCAUGAAAAUUUUUUUGAUUUAAUAAAUUCAGUUGAAUUUAAAUUAAAUUCAGAUAAAUGUUUAAAAAAUCAUUGAUUAGCUGGCUUUUCUGAUGCAGGUGCUAGUUUUCAAGUAAAAAUAAUUGAUCCUACUACUAGAAAUAAAAAAGAAAUUAGAUUGAAUUUUCAAAUAGAUCAAAAAAAAGAUACUAUAUUACUAUUAAUAAAAGAGUUUUUAGGAGGUAAUAUAGGUUAUAGAAAGAAUCAAGAUACAUAUUAUUAUGAAUCUACUAGUUUUGGUUCUGCUAUAAAAGUUAUCAAUUAUUUUGAUCAUUUUCAUUUAUUAUCUAGUAAACAUAUCAAUUUUUUAAAAUGAAGAAAAGUAUAUUUAAUAAUACAAGAUAAAGAACACUUGAAUGAACAAGGUAUAAAUAAAAUUAUUAAAUUAAAAGGUACAAUGAAUAGAUUAGAUAAAAAUGAUAUUACAGUUUAA
Molecule: messenger RNA, 1086 nt
Organism: Histoplasma capsulatum G186AR
Lineage: Eukaryota; Fungi; Ascomycota; Eurotiomycetes; Onygenales; Ajellomycetaceae
Source: the annotation of a RefSeq genome assembly